Cuscuta epithymum is the source of this 1797-nucleotide messenger RNA. Lineage: Eukaryota; Viridiplantae; Streptophyta; Magnoliopsida; Solanales; Convolvulaceae. The record is from the annotation of a GenBank genome assembly.
AUUCUUUGGACGCAUCCGGACCACAUCUCAGUGUGAAGCAAUAAAUUCUCUCAUAAGAUCUUAUGUGAGAAAAAAAAAUACCCUCGUUGAAUUUAUUCAUAAUUUUGAACAGGUGCUAAGAGAGUACCGAAAUAAUGAGUUGAUGGCUGAUUUUAAGUCCAAUUUCUCAGAACCAGUGAUGACGAGCUCUUUGAAGCACCUUGAGCGCCAGGCUGCUGAUAUAUAUACACUGGAAAUGUUUACAGAAGUUAAGAAAGAGAUUGAACUUGGUUGUGCAUUAAACGUUGUGGGUCGAAUAGAAAAUGGAGAUGAAUUGACUCUUCACCUGAGCAAAUAUGGGCAUCCCGAAAGUUUAAUUAAAGUUGAUUUUGAUAGAUCAAAUUCUAAAUUUUCAUGUGCUUGUCGUCUUUAUGAAUCCCGCGGUAUUCCUUGUUCUCAUAUUAUAUGUUUUUUGAAAACUGAGAACAUCCGGAACUUUCCUAGUAACCUGAUAUGUGGAAGGUGGACUAAAACGAGUAAGAGUGAUAUAAUCUCUUCAAUGUCAUCAAGUGAAGUAGAUGUUGAUGUUAUGAUAUUUGCUCGGUUUGGUGCUUUGGCAGCUUCCUGUAAUAGACUAUGUACAAUUGCUGCCAAAAAGACUCAAUACUUCGAUGAAGUUAGAGAUGAGAUACUUAGACUCACUCAUAAGCUAGAGAAGCUUGGUGAACAAGGGAGUAGUAAUCCAUCAUUUGUUGAAGAUAUUGGUGAUCCCACUGUUGUGAAGACAAAAGGCGCUCCAGUAAAGAAAAAAAAUGGAGGUAAAAGGAGGCGUUGUUCGAACUGUAACUGUGCAGGACAUGUAAUAACAACAUGCCCAAGGAUAGCUUCUGAUAACAAUGACACUCAGAAGGAUGACGUUAUAUCUUUGGAUGGCAACCAAAGAUGUCAUGGAAAAGGAACCUUUCUACAUGAAGACAAUCACAGUCACAAAACCAAUUGUAGUAAUGAGAUGUAUAAAUGUGAUGAUAUUGAUGGUGUUGGGAGCAAGGAUAAUGGUGGUUGUCCUAACUUCACGGUUAGGGAAAAGAAAAGAUUUCAUGCUAAAAAAAUCAAGAAAUGUGAAUCCACAAAAAGUUUAUCAAAGGUUCAUGCAAAUGAGAGAGCAAAGCAGGUAGAUUUGAAUACUAAUGGCAAUUUUCAGAAGAGUGGAAUAAAAAUUGAUCAGUCAUCAAGCCUUUCAAGUGAACGUUUUCCUGGGACUAUGCAACAAUAUUCUUUGUUAUCUCCAACGCAUCUUUUUCAAGCUAGUUGUCCUCAGUCAUACAAUUAUUGGAUGCCCUCUACCAAUCCGUAUGGGGCACCCAUUUUACAUCCAAAUAUUCCAUUACUUCCACAAAUGGUUCAGUAUCAACAGUUCACCGAAGUGAGUCAAGUUCCCAACGAUGGUGGUGGAACUUGGAAGGCUUUGCUCGAAGGAGUCAUUAAGAAUGGUGCUGAAACAAGUGGUACACAUGGUCAUCUUCCUUGAUUUUACAAGGUAGAAAAUAGAUGAACAAAGAAAUGCGGGUAUGGAGAGGUGUUGGUAAUGUAGUAAUUGUUACUUUUGUAAUUGAUUUUGGAUGAUUCCCAAGUCAAUUGAGGUUCUUUUGAUUUUCCUAAUAUGAUAUUCUACUAUUCUGAUAUCAGUAUUCAAUAACAAUGUAAUAAAUUUUAAUUAACCUGUUUUAGUUUUAAUUUGUAUUUCUCAAUGCCAUUUGGAUUGUAAUAAUGGGUACUUUGAAAGUUAUUUUGAGUUAAUUUAAGACAAAUGACCAAACA